AUGAUUAUCGUGUUGCUGUUAUUCUUCAAAUCCAUUUGUCUCUACUGUCAACGUCUGGUUCUGCACAUUCACGACCGAUGGAUAAAUCCGAAAAACGUACGCCUCAUUAAAGAAGCUGCCGAAGCGAAGGGAUCGAAAUUCCUUUUGGAAGAUUAUCGUCAAUCCCGUAAAUCGAAACGCCGUCGACAUACCGGGGGAUCCCAUACCGCGUCUGGUUAUACACCCUCCACAGCUGCCUCCACCGUUCUCAGUUCCUUAGGCACCCGGGCAGAAAAUUGUCGUUUUUGUGCCAACACUCCGCAGGGCUAUUGUCGUCAUCAUUUCCAUUUGCAGGAACUGCAGGUCCACAAACAACAACAAUCAAUUUGGUGUCCUCUAAGUGGUGGGCUGCUCAAUCGUAGCGUGGAAUACAAGCAAUUGAGGAAAAUCAAGCGUGAACUUAAAAGGACCCUACAUCAGCAACAGAGAUCGGCAGCCGCAUCCGCAGCAGAUCAGGCACCGGGCCCAUUAUAUCAUUCAAUACCACAAGUGGAUGCGGAGGAAUCCAUAUAUGCGGACAUAGGUGACUUGAACUAUUCACCAUCUUUACAGGAUUCGGGGUAUCAAAGUAUAACGCUAACAAAUCAAAACUCAACACCCUCCACUCCGCCGUCAGCACAAGAAGAAUAUCAGGAAGUAAAUCAAGCGGAAUUGCAAGAAAUUCCGUUACAAUCGUCCCAGGAAUUUUUGGAUUUACCCACACCCAGCGAGUCCUUGGUGGAGACCACCUACAGCUUUGGAACCUGCCCGGAAACGCCACGAACCCCAUCACCCUCGCUGCCUAGGGUAACAUCACAACAGAGUUUUGUAUCCUGCAGUGGUUCAUCAAUAUCGACAUCAUAUUUGUGA
This is a messenger RNA of Musca vetustissima, 888 nucleotides long. RefSeq lists its product as uncharacterized. Lineage: Eukaryota; Metazoa; Arthropoda; Insecta; Diptera; Muscidae. The record is from RefSeq and is a predicted model, not a curated record. The coding region runs from base 1 to 888 and encodes 295 amino acids. The transcript has a single exon.